Messenger RNA from Rhopilema esculentum, 1458 nucleotides. Lineage: Eukaryota; Metazoa; Cnidaria; Scyphozoa; Rhizostomeae; Rhizostomatidae. The record is from RefSeq and is a predicted model, not a curated record.
AGAGAAGACUCUGUUGGUAAAUGAUUAAGACUGUAUCGAAUUUCAGCUAUUUUUGAAAUCCCAUACGUUGCAUAUCAGCAGAUUACAGCACGAGAGAAGCUUCUACUGGGAAGAGGCCGUGGAAAAGGAAACGGAUUCUAUGUCAGUGGCUAUGUCAUGUAUGGAGGAUCAAAUUGACUUGAAUGGCAAGGUGAAUUUGGUUUCACAAUUUACAGCUGAACAGAUUGCCUGUGUCUGCGAUGCUCUCAUACAAGGGCAGCAAGUCGAUAGACUAACAAGGUUCUUAUGGUCUUUACCAAGAUCGGACAUUAUAAAUGGAAAUGAGAGUGUACUGAAAGCCCGUGCGCACGUUUCCUUUCAUCAAGGUCGCUUUAGAGAACUUUACAACAUCUUAGAAAGUCACGAUUUCGAACCAAAAGCACAUGGUGUCUUGCAAUCCAUGUGGUACGAAGCACACUAUGCAGAGGCGGAGAAGAUGCGAGGCCGGCCUCUCGGCGCCGUUGAAAAAUACAGAAUCAGGCGUAAAUACCCGUUACCCCGAACGAUCUGGGAUGGCGAAGAAACUGUAUACUGCUUCAAGGAAAAGUCUAGGCAACUACUUCGCGAAGCGUACACGCGUAACAAGUACCCAUCACCGCAAGACAAAAGACUGCUUGCAAAAAUGACAGGUCUUACUUUAAUACAAGUUAGCAAUUGGUUCAAAAACCGGCGGCAAAGGGAUCGACCGUUCUCAGAAGGAGGAAACAAAGAAAGUAACAGCACGCCACGGAAAAGAAAAUGGAAGUCUGCAUCAGCCACUGACUACUGCGAUUCAAUACCCGAAGACAGCGUUUCGCCAAAUGCAAUAAAAGAUUUCAAGGCAGAGCCAUUUGAAGAAGAUGCUUUAAGUUCAGAUUCAGAAAAUAACGAAGCUUUUAUGGACAAUGUUGCUUACUAGACUUAGGGAAUUCUGAUAGGAUAUAUUACAAGCCUUUUAAAUUUGGCCUAUCUGGCGUGGUGUAAAAAGUAGUUUCUCGAACUGACUUCUACGUUCUGUAAUAUGUUAAUGGGCAAAAAAUAUAGGAUGUCUCUCGUAGUAGCUAACUUCCAAAGUUUAUAAUUUUAGCUUUUUAAAAGAUAUCUUGUUUGUUUUAAAACAACGAUGAUUACUUAUUGUACUUUAGUAAAUUUUCUAGAUAACUAUGAAGAAGUCUUAAAAAGAUGGAAAUUGUAAGUUUUUUAACGUGUAGUGAUAAUUUGCAUUAUCACGCAAAGAUAUUCCGAUAUUAGUUAGAAAUACCAGUCUUUGAAAAGGUCUGUUGCCAUAGAUAUAGAUUUAUAGUUUUUAUGGUGUUGAUGUACUUAGUUUAUGAAAAUAGAAGAAAUUAUUAACUGUAUAUAUGAUUAUUUGACAUAAAAGGAAGAACAGUUUUACUAAAAGUAUUAAUCUCGGAUUUCUGACCAUGUCUUCGUGUUAAA